This is a messenger RNA of Penicillium brasilianum, 3224 nucleotides long. Lineage: Eukaryota; Fungi; Ascomycota; Eurotiomycetes; Eurotiales; Aspergillaceae. The record is from the annotation of a GenBank genome assembly.
GGCGACUGAGGAAGGAGAUGUAGUCGGCCCAUUCUUGUAGGGCGUUGUCGAACAGCGACAACGCUCGUUCAACGCUUGAUGCAUAGCGGCGGUAACUCUUGUCUUUUUUGAGGGAUCCUGCUUUGCCAAAAAAAAAUCAUCAGACACGAGUUUCCUCAAAGGCAAAGCUUUGGGGGAGAUACAGACCUCCCUUUCCUUGUAGCCGCGUGCGCGUCAGGGAGCUUUCGGAGCUUGCGGGGGAGUCCGACCUCGGAAAAGCACUUGGAUCAAGGCUCAUGGUGCCAAUGAGGGAGGGUGAAAUACUGUAAAAGCUCCAGGGCGCACACCGUCAUAUUUAGGACAUUGAGAACAACCCUAGUGGAAGGGGAAGGUUGAAUGUUUGACUAGGGUCGAAAGGGCCACGCAGGCGGCCACAUUGAUGUUUUGUCCGCCUUGUGAUCUUCGCCGAGUCUCCGAUCGACCGACUCUGGGAGAGUUUCUACGAUAAUUAACAUGCAGAACUUAUGAUUUAUCCCCCGCACCCAGCGACUGCGUCCAGAGGCGCACGCCCAUUGCGGGGAUGAUUACACUACCACCAGAGUCUCAGAGCGUCAACUGCGAUGAACCUACCGACGAGGCCUCGACAACUUCAUCAGCUCCCAGCCCUUCCCAAGCCGAGUCUCAAGAUCGAAGCCCCAGCCCAGAGGGGCCGCGACCGCCUUUACCCCCACGACCGAACACACUAAGCCUAUUAAACGAUGAGACGGCGUCGCGGAAUGCGAAUCUGCAAGCAGAGGCAACAACGGCUGUUUCUAGAGCGGAGAUUGGUACCCUGACACCUGAAGCCGGUGGCAGUGCCUAUUCAACGCUGGCAGUGCGCGGUCUCUCUGGAGGGCUAAAGGCAAGAGCUAGCCUUAGCCACUUGGCGAGUCCGAAAGGUAGCGAGGCGGGCGAUUCGGCCAGCAUUCGGAGCUCGAUCCAAACAAGUGACGCGGGCGACGUCGAAGCCCUUUUCAAGGACUUCGUGGCCACAGCACCCGGUGGUCAUCCGGAUGGCGCAAGCUUACUUCAUUUUCCCGAGUUUCCCGCCGAUGAUGUCGAUGACGAUGACUUUAUGAGCGAGUUUGAGCCAGUGGGUGAACUGAAUGAAGAUGCUGGCAACGAAGACAUGCUUCUUCAGCGGUGGAAGAGCAAGCAUAAACACUAUAUGAUUCUUUCUGCCGCUGGUAAGCCAAUUUGGACACGGCACGGCGACGGAGGAUUGAUCUCAACCUACGUCGGAGUUGUCCAGACCAUCAUAUCGUUCUAUGAAGAAUCCGGCGAUCAACUUCGGAGCUUUACGGCCGGUGAUACCAAGUUUAUCAUUGUGACGCGAGGGCCGCUGCAUCUUGUCGCUAUCAGCCGCAUGAUGGAGAGUGAUAAUCAGCUUCGACUCCAGCUAGAAGCUUUGUACAUGCAAAUUCUAUCUACGUUGACACUUCCGUCUCUCACUCACUUGUUUUCUGUCCGGCCGUCCACCGAUUUGAAACGGCCAUUGCAGGGAUCAGAAACGCUUUUGUCCUCGUUAGCAGACAGCUUCACCCGUGGAUCACCAUCUACACUCUUGUCUGCCCUGGAGUGUCUUAAGCUACGCAAAGUACAUCGUCAGUCUAUCAACAAUGCGCUUUUAAAGACGAAAGUUAGCAACCUGCUCUACGGACUGGUUGUUGCUGGUGGGCGGCUUGUAAGUGUUGUGCGGCCGAAGAAACAUUCUCUUCACCCAGGUGAUCUGCAACUUCUCUUCAAUAUGAUAUUUGAGGCCGAUGGCAUCAAAGCAGGAGGCGGCGAAAGCUGGAUCCCGGUUUGUCUACCUGGCUUCAACAGCAGCGGCUACCUAUACAUGUAUGUCAGCUUCCUCAACCUUCGAGGCAAUGUGGACGACAAUGAGGGCAUUUCGAAGGACGAGUCGGUUGCUAUAGUUCUUAUUAGCCCUGACAAGGAAAGCUUCUUCGAGAUGCAAGGAAUGCGCGACUCACUCGUGGAGCAAAUGGAGAAGAAUGGCAGUCUGAAGAUGAUCGGUGCGGCAAUUGAUCAGGGUCGCCCAGCUACUACCGACAUUGUCCCGGGAACAGUACUACACCAUUUCAUAUACAAGUCACGAGCGAACGUCCAAUUUACCAUGUCAUCCUAUUUUCCUGAAUUCACUUCAAUUUCUCGCAGGCGAAGGUUAAUGUCUGUAUACAACAACAUUCACUCCAGUAUCCAUGCCAAGAAUAGUCAUGUCAAGGUGCACCACUGUGUAUCACGAUCCGCGAGCUCAUUUGCAUGGGUGACCCCGAUUUUCGAGCUAUACUGUGUCGCUGAGCCCAAUGCCAAUCGAAAUGCAUUAGUGCAGAGCGCCAGUAAAAUUGCCCAGUGGGUACAGCAAGAGGAGGAAAGGCUAUUCAUCAUUGGGGGUGCCGUCUUUUAAGCCUCGAACUCCCAAGCCUUGCUAGGCUGGAAUGAGUCCGAUGAAGAGCGCUUUGUACAUACACUAGGGGUUCUAAAACUUGACCACUAUGCGCAAAACUUCACAUGUUGGACAGGCCCUUUGGAGAGCAUUUUCGUGGCGUUUAUGGGACCCAACCCGAACCCGGACCGUCAAAUGCUUCAUUUCGCUAGCCUCUAGCUUUAUUAGAUUGUGAGGUGCUGUACAUAAUACUUCUAGCUUCUCGUAACCAUGCCUGUUGCUAAGACUAUCAUUGAAUUCGUGUGCUGUUCUGUAUGUCUAGUCUCGCUGCUGCUACCCCUCUUGGUUUCAUCUGUUCAACGAGAAUGCCGCAAAGAACAUAGUAUAGGCGCUCGUGGCCGAGCACAUCAAGCUGAGAAGCUCGGUGGCUCCGUCGCCGACACCUCAUUCCUCAAUCAAUAGAGUCAUCCCGAAGGUUGAAGAGUUGACGCAUCACUUCGCCCGACUUGCUACGCAAAGCAUCGUGGUACAUGGUGUUGGUGACAAACUGCUUCGUGCCCUUGAUUUUGGCCGCAGUAUUGGAAGCCAGGUCGAAAUGCACGUACAUGUCGUCGAUGUAAGUAGCAGCAUAGACAGGAAUCUCGUUCUUGGCCAGUUGGGCCUCGUCAUAGAGGGCUGGCCAAUCGCUGGUGUCAGCGAGAAUAUCGGCAACCUGUUGGAUCUGUCUGAGUUCCGUGUACGACUCGAACAUGUCUUUGAAGACCUAUAUAUGAGAUGGGUUAGUUGUGGCUCCAUGUCAUGACGGCUACGCGAUAAC